This is a messenger RNA of Bursaphelenchus okinawaensis, 2964 nucleotides long. Lineage: Eukaryota; Metazoa; Nematoda; Chromadorea; Rhabditida; Aphelenchoididae. The record is from the annotation of a GenBank genome assembly.
AUGUUACGACAAGUUCUGGAUAGUUUACCUGAUUUUAGGUAUGUUUGUUUUUAUUUCUUGUUUUGUUUUUUAGUGGCAAGGUAUAGUAACGGUCAAAAGAGGUGUAAUAUCUUUGUAACAUAACUUUUCUUUUGAACGGGAACAAACAGUGAUAUUUAACGAAUUUAUAGUUUGUUUAUGACCUAAAGGGCUUUUUAAAUGCAAAUAAUAACGAGUUUUUUCUAGUUUUAUAUUUAUUUUAAACCAAUAACUAUAAAAUAGACUCUAGAUCUCAUGGAUAAGAUUAAAAUUAAAGUUUUAAAUUUUUUUUGAUAAGCGGAAAUCAAAACUGAUAAAAGUAAAGAGAAAGUAGUAUAAAUCAGAAGAAUAACGUUAUAUUUGCAAAAUAUCACUGCUUUUGUCCAAAUCAUACCAGGACACUCCUUUUUUGUAUUUGAACAAUGAGAUUAGUCAUCGCCGUAAACUUUAGAUAAGAAUUGUUUAAUAUUGUCAGGAAAAUGUUAAUUCUUGUUUAAUUAACGUUAGUUCAGACGCUUAUUUUGCUUUGAAUAGAUUUUAUGCGUAUUAGACGGCAAAAUUUUUCUAAUUUUUUUGAAUUUUAAACUUUUUUUUAAAUAAUAUUAAUUUAAAAAUAAUAAAUUUAUUUAAAAAUUUGUGACUGUUUGUAAAAUGAUUGUUGUUUUUAUUGGUUACUGUUUUUAGUGGAAUGGACGUGUUGAGGAUAGAAUUGGACAAUCCCAAUGGCUGGUUUUAUCCAGGAAGCUUUGUAGCAGGCACUGUUAUUAUCAGGACAUCAGACGCAGUAAAGGCUCGGGCUGUCGAAGUAAUUUUUCAAGGUAAAGCCAAAACUUCUUGGUAUGUCAGCGAAAGUUAUCGACAGUAAGUUUUAGUUUUUGAUGCUUAAGUAAAUGUAACUUUACUGUUUUUGAAAAGUUAAAAAUUUUGUUUUGAAAAUUCUAGUUACUUCAAGAAGCUUUAACCUUAUAUAAUUACAGUGACAACAAGACGCACACAGAAAACGUUCUAUACCAAUCAGAAGUGUUUUACGCCAAUGAUAACAAAUGUCUUUGGGCUCCACCACCAGGCCAAAAACAUUUACCGGUCGGUGAAAUGCGCUUUAGGUUUCAAUUUCCAAUCCCGACGAAUGCUCCGCCUACUUUUGAAGGUAUUCUUAUCAUUUUUUGUUUGAAAAUUUUAAUUUCGAAUUUUUUUUAAUUUUUAAUUUUUUUCAACUUUGUAAAGAAUUUUUUUACCAUUUUUUAUUUCAGGUACCUACGGCUUUAUUCGUUAUUUCAUCAAAGUGAAAAUCGACCGACCAUGGCGUAUCGAUAACCGGCAUCAAAUCGGCUUCACAGUUUUGCCCCACUUUGACCUCAAUUCAGUACCGUACUCAGGAUACCCAUUGUUACGUGAAAAUCACAAAGAAAUUGGAUGCUGUUGCUUCAAACAUGGUCGACUAAUGGUGCGACUUAUUGUACCAAAAAGCGGAUUUGUACCUGGCGAACUGAUACCAAUUAGAGUCGAAAUUCAGAAUCAUGCGACAAAGGGCGUCAAAAAGAUCUCGACGCAGGUAUGGAGGGUUUUAAACGAAUUAUACGUAUUUUUUGUGGUAUCUUAAUGAACAAUGUUUCAGGUGAACCAAAUUCAACAUUUCACAGCCGAUCGUCGCUCAAAUCGUAUCUUGUUUGUACCUCAUCUCAGUCAGAAUCCGGAUAUCAUGCAAAAACAUUAUACUCAAGUGGUAGCACAAACCCAAAAAGUCUUCAACGAACCUCGAACUGGCAAUUGGACAUUUGACGAUGUACUCCAAAUGACACCAGUAGUACCAAGUUUCAAUAUCUGUCAAAUCAUCCAAGUACAGUAUACUCUUACUGUGAAGGUUUCUUCAGAAAACACCUUCAGUAAUACUGUAGAAUGUGAAGUACCAAUGCUCGUAGGAUCGAUUCCAGUACGUAAUAUAAUGCCAAUGCCUGCUGAAGGUAUUCGUACCGGGGACACAUUGGUACCACCUCAACCGUCGGCACCACCACCGGAUUACGAGCCCAGAGUCAUGAGUUCGAAUGUGAAUGGAGAACUGGUCAAAGACGAUCCGAACGACGAGGAGAAGGCACCAAACUACAAACCGCAGUACUUUUACUACCCACCCAAUGUUGAAAAUUUGCAUGUGAACUCGGCAGACUCUAGAACUGGUACUGUGCGGUCGAAAAACGGUAAUUUUGGUUUAGUUUUUGUAUUUUAGGCAAUAUAAUGAUUGUUUAUCUUACAAUUAAUUAAAAAUUGGUAUUUUAGGUUUCGAAAGAGCUGCUAUAAACCCAGAUUUUGGCAUCAGAGAUUCAAAAAGAAGUAUUAGAAGUUCUGCAAAAAUUGGUGAAGGUGCAAGAAUUGUAGUUGAACCAGCUAAUAACAAUCCUGAUAUUGCUAUAGGUCAAGGAGCCUCAUUGGGAUUUGAAAAGGUAUUGUAAUGUCUAUUGUCAUAGGUUUUGUCCUCUUUUGGAGUUUAAAAUUUCUAACUUUUUGAUAUUUAAAUUUUUUUUAAUUUUAACUUUAAAAAUUUUUUGGAUACUUGUCAUAGAGUUUUAUAGUCUAAAAUUACUUUUUUUGUAUAAUGUAUACCUAUUUUAACAAAAACUAUUAGAAACAUAUUUUUAUAUAGUUUAAGUCUUAUGAUAUUGUUAAUAUACUUGUCUGGUCUAGAAAAAGGAAGAUUUAAAAUCGAGUUUGAAAACGUCGGAACCCGAGAAACAACGAGGUCAAGGUGACAAUGCUCAAAAAGCAAAUCAGAAUGAACAAAAAGAAGAUGAUAAAGCACAGAAAGAUGGUGAUCAACAACAAAAGGAAUUAGAAGAAGGCAGUAAAUUGGAAAAGCCGAGGGAACAGGAACAAGAAAACCCUCAGGAACAAAAAAGCCCUGUCGAUGAUACAGCCGAAUCUGAUAGCAUUAAAAGUGAUAGUGCUUCGGAGUAA